CGACGCGUGAGACGCAUCCAUUCCAUAGACACACACAAAAACAAACCCCAAAGGAGGCGAGAAAGGGGAGGCGGAGACGAGGAAAGUGGUGGUGGUGGAUUGCGGCGGCUGCUCCCUCCCCCCUCCUCCUCCUCCUCGCCGCCGGAUCUCCCACCCCCCACCCACGCGCCGCGCGGCGUCCUCCUGCUGCUGCUGCUCUUGGGGUUGCGGUUUUGGGAUCGGUUGCGGCGCCAGCGCGCGCACGCGCAUGGUCGUGGCGGCGGGGCGGGAGUAGGGGAGGGAGGCGUACCCAGCGGGGGGCGGCGCCCAUGGCGGACCUGGUGUCUGGCUGCAAGGAUAAACUGGCAUACUUUAGAAUAAAGGAACUCAAAGAUAUAUUAAAUCAGCUUGGCUUACCAAAGCAAGGAAAGAAGCAGGAUCUUAUUGAUAGGGUGUUGGCACUGUUAUCUGAUGAGCAAGGUCAAAGGCAUCAUGGAUGGGGAAGGAAAAAUUCUCUCACCAAAGAGGCAGUGGCAAAAAUUGUUGAUGAUACAUACAGCAGGAAAAUGCAAAUCCAAUGUGCUCCUGAUCUAGCCACCAGGAGCCACAGCGGAUCAGAUUUCAAUUUCAGGCCUAAAGAGGAAGCCUAUGACCCUUUCCAGCCGGAGGCCAAAGUUCGCUGCAUUUGCAGUAGCACAAUGGUUAAUGACAGCAUGAUCCAGUGUGAAGAUCAGCGAUGCCAAGUGUGGCAACAUUUGAAUUGUGUGAUUAUUCCAGAUAAGCCUGGUGAUAGCCCUGAAGUUCCACCCAUUUUCUACUGUGAAUUAUGCCGACUGAGUCGGGCAGACCCAUUUUGGACCACUUCUGCAAAUCCAUUACCCCCAGUGAAAUUCGUGUCAUCUGGUGUUGCAAAUGAUGGAACAAGUGUACCUCAAAGUGUGGAGAAAAGCUUCCAGCUUUCUCGAUCAGAUAGAGAAACUGUCCAGAGACAAGAAUUUGACCUCCAGGUUUGGUGCAUGCUUUUGAAUGACAAAGUUCAGUUCAGGAUGCAAUGGCCCCAAUAUGCAGAAUUGCAUGUUAAUGGUAUUUCAGUACGAGUAGUAACAAGACCUGGUUCUCAAUUACUUGGGAUAAAUGGACGGGAUGAUGGGCCACUGAUAACCACAUGCAGUAGAGAAGGAACUAAUAAAAUUUGCUUGUCAAGGGUUGAUACUCGGACAUUUUGCUUUGGUGUUCGAAUUGCGAAGCGGAGGACUGUUGCUCAGGUUUUAAACUUAGUUCCAAAGGAAGCUGAAGGAGAGUCUUUCGAGCAUGCUCUUGCUCGUGUUCGGCGCUGUCUCGGAGGUGGAGACACCGCAGAGAAUGCUGAUAGUGACAGUGAUUUGGAAGUGGUUGCUGAGUCUGUUACAGUCAACCUUCGUUGCCCUAAUAGUGGAUCCAGAAUGAGGAUUGCUGGGAGAUUCAAACCUUGCAUUCACAUGGGUUGUUUUGAUCUUGAAACUUUUGUGGAACUGAAUCAACGGUCCCGCAAGUGGCAAUGUCCAAUAUGUUUAAAGAAUUACUCUCUUGAGCACUUGAUGAUUGAUCCUUACUUCAACAGGAUUACUUCUCUGUUGCGCCACUGCAAUGAGGAUGUUAAUGAAGUUGAUGUCAAGCCUGACGGAUCUUGGCGUGUGAAGGGUGAUGCUGCAACUAGAGAAUUAUCUCAAUGGCAUAUGCCUGAUGGUACCCUUUGUAAUGCUCAGGAAGAUGUCAAACCUGUCAUGCAAAAUGGAAAUGAACAGAUGAUGGAAGGUACUUCUGAUGGACAGAAACCUUUGAUAAUUGGAAUAAAGAGAAAUCCAAAUGGGAUCUGGGAAGUUAGUAGUAAAGCAGAUGACAAGAAGCCUUCUGUGGUUGGAAAUCACAUGCAGAACAAUAGUGGGUUACGUGCUCUAAACAAUAUCGUGCAUAUGAGCAACAGCCCCACUAGUAGUUAUAGAGAUGGGGAAGACCCAAGUGUGAACCAAGAGAGCAAUACAGACGAUAGACUACAACAACAGCAUAAUGUCGCAGAUGUCAUUAUUCUGAGUGAUUCUGAUGAAGAGAAUGAAGCUAUGGUUUGCCCGCCAGCUGUUUUUGACAAUACUACCACUGCAAAUGGUAGUGGUUUUCCUUUCACCACCAAUGAUCCUGGAUAUACUGAAAGAUACCAGGAAGAUGCUGGCGUUGGUACUAGUGGCCUUGGUUUAUUGAGUAACAACGUUGAUGAUUUUGAGAUAAAUAACUGGCAAAUGCACCCUUCUUAUCAACAACCUGAACAAGGCUUCCAGUUUUUUGGCAAUGAUGCUGAUGUUCAUAAUACUUUUGUUGGCUCACAUAAUUCGUUUGGCAUAGCACCGAAUGACUAUUCUCUUGAUUGUAAUGUUGGUGUAGAGGAGGCUUCUGUAACUCCUGCUCUUACAGUCUGCCGGAAUAGUAAUGAAAUGCAUGGAAGUUUGGUCGAUAACCCACUGGCUUUGGCUGGCGAUGAUCCAUCCUUGCAAAUUUUUCUUCCAAGUCAACCUUCUUCUGCUCCUCUUCAGGAAGAACUUAGCGAGCGUGUUAAUGCACCAAAUGGGGUUCAGUCUGAUGAUUGGAUAUCUCUUACACUCGCAGCAGGUGGUGCUAACGAAGAGCCUGCACCUGCUGAGGUCAAUUCACAGCCACAAAUUCCAUCAACAGAGGCAAGGGCUGAACCGUUGAGUGACGCUGCUUCAUUUCUGAGCACAAACAUUGAAAGACGUAGCGGAGCCGAUUUAAAUCCAAGAAGGAUAGAAAAUAUAUUUUCUCAUCCUCGCCAGCCUCGGUCUGUUAGGCCUCGACUCUGUUUAUCAAUAGAUACUGAUUCUGAAUAGUUUGGACAUCAUAAUGGGCUAGCUGAAUUUGCAUUAGUUUGGCAAAGCUGCCAUCCAGAAAUCUUGAUUUAUACUGAGGGGUUUAUCGGUCAUCUGGUUGAUGUAAAGAAAAACACCAGCAUUGAUGCUUUUUGCCUCAAUGGUUUACAAGCUUUCAAGUGUUCCAUAUGAUCCAGGAGGGAUCUGCAUAGAGAACAUCUGAUGGUUGGUAUAGAAAAAAAUUUCUAACUGGGUAUCGAGGCUUAAUGUGGCGACUGGAGCAGUUUGUACAUUUCUGUUUUUGUUGACUUUUGACUUUUACUGGAUAUAAGGAAUAGAGGGGGUUUCAUCCCUGGAUGCAAGACAAAUACAUGUGAAUGUUUGUGUACCAUCAUUGUAUGUAGACUUUGGGGGCACUAAUUUAGAUGUUUAUUAACCUGGUGUUUUGAUGGAGAAUAAACUAUUCCUGGAAGUGGCGGUCAAUAAACAUAGCCCUUGGGAGCCCUUGGGUUCUUACUUAGGUAA
This is a messenger RNA of Oryza brachyantha (malo sina), 3359 nucleotides long. Its product is annotated as E3 SUMO-protein ligase SIZ1. The coding region runs from base 309 to 2855 and encodes 848 amino acids. The transcript is spliced from 17 exons. NCBI's taxonomy places the organism in Eukaryota, Viridiplantae, Streptophyta, Magnoliopsida, Poales, Poaceae. Gene Ontology annotation, molecular function: zinc ion binding; SUMO ligase activity. Gene Ontology annotation, biological process: protein sumoylation. The record is from RefSeq and is a predicted model, not a curated record.